AUUGUAAACAAGGAAUAAAGAACCAAAAAGACGUAUUUCUACUCAUUCCACUCUUAUAUUAGUAAAGAUGUGUGAAGAUUGCGUUAAGGAGGAAUACCCGGACAGAGGGUCAACCUGUCUAGAUAAUGGAUGUUAUAUGAUGAAUUAUGCUGGAUGUAGUCAAUGUGGAGAUAGAUCAAAGCCGAAAACUGUUUGUAGAACCUGUGUUGAAAACGAGGAAGAAGAAGAAGUGAUUACGUUUAAACAUGUUUGUUCACAAUGUAACCAUAGUGUAGCAGACCAUGAACAUAUUUUUCAAGUGUCAGGAGAAUAUCAGCUGUAUGAAAUGUCUUGUAUACUGUGUGGUAAUGCUGAUUCUCAGAGAAGUAUUAUGCCAUGUGAUCCUAGAGGACCUCAAAUGAACAAUGAUUUUGCAGACUGACAAUGAUGACAGAAAUUGUUGUACCAGCACAGUUUAUAUCAAGAGAAGAUCAAGAUCUAUUGCCACUCAGAAACACUCUUUAGUACAGACUUUGUGCCUUGUGGAAUAUAUUUUAAAACAGUGUGCAGACUGUGUUCACCAAAUUUUACCCUCAUGCCUCAUGUCAAUAUUAUCACUAAUUGAAAUAAAAUUUAAUUGAAUCAA
This is a messenger RNA of Lottia gigantea (owl limpet), 625 nucleotides long. RefSeq lists its product as hypothetical. Gene Ontology annotation, molecular function: zinc ion binding. The record is from RefSeq and is a predicted model, not a curated record. The coding region runs from base 68 to 421 and encodes 117 amino acids. The transcript is spliced from 4 exons. NCBI's taxonomy places the organism in Eukaryota, Metazoa, Mollusca, Gastropoda, Lottiidae. Gene Ontology annotation, biological process: positive regulation of DNA-templated transcription; fibroblast growth factor receptor signaling pathway; multicellular organism development.